Diabrotica balteata is the source of this 1150-nucleotide messenger RNA. Lineage: Eukaryota; Metazoa; Arthropoda; Insecta; Coleoptera; Chrysomelidae. The record is from the annotation of a GenBank genome assembly.
AGUGAAAAAUUAUUUAGCGGAGGGAAGACUGAUUACCAAAAAAAUAUAUAUCGAAUUUCUAAAGAUAAUUGUAACAUUUUAGCGAAGAAAAAUGAAUGGGCCGAUAAAAAUGUAUCGAACACGACAAAUUAUUCACCACGAUCAAAAGAUUGACAAGCCGAAAUGUAUGUAUGCUCUAAAAAAUAUCUACUCAAAAGACUCCCAAGAUAUGGUCGACGAGUCCACAGAUCACGUUUCCAGAACGAACGAAAAAUCGAGGAUAUUCGACCAGGUUAAACAGUUUUUAAAGAAUAACCAUCAAAUUCCUGGCAUGGCAGAAUUAGAAGCUAAACAAGAGGAAAUUUUAAAACAGCUGGCAGACCUCAAGAAACAAAUUCUCUCAAUUAAAUUGGAUUUAAAAAUUAAUGCAAAUUCAGUAGCAACAAAUAAGACUUCCCCAAGUAUGUCAGCAGAAAAGCUGGAUGCUCUUCCUGAUCUUGUUGUGAAUGCAAGCCCAACAAAUCCGCCAUAUUCGUUACUGCUAAUUCAGAAGCUACUACAUGACAUUGUUGAAUUGAAGGUUACGUCCCAUAUACACUCCUCAGUUCCAACAUUGGAUGAAAAUGCCAAAAAACUCAGUGACUCAUUGGCAAGUUAUGUACCAAAAAGUGGUGUACCAAGUGUUAACAUUAAAUUGAUAUGGAAAAAUGUUGGCAUCGACACACAACUCAUGGUAUCACACGUUCCAAUUUUUGGAGAAGUCAACUUAUUAAGAUAUUUAACUAGGGUAAUCAGUUCUCCGCUCAGCUACAGUUCCGACUCUGAUAGUGUAGAAAUCGAUUCGAUAUUAGACACUUGUUAUCUUCUUCUGAGGGCACAAACGAAAAGUGAAAGGGCAGGACAUGUUGCUAUAUUAAAUAAAUCCUUAGGAAAAUCCGAAUGGUUAGCAGGUCGAAGUAGAUAUAGUCUGGGGGAUCUUGCUGCCUAUUCUGCCCUUAAACAGGUUACAAAUGGUAAAGAAAUGAAUGGAAAUUUGACGAAGUGGUAUCAGCGGUGUGAAGCUGUUGUAUAAAAUUGUUUUUAUUAUAAAUAUAAGCCUCAAAACCUUUAUUUUGUUUGAUUUUUGAUCUAAUACUCCCUGUAGUUCUUCACUACACCACUAGUUUACAAU